UUCCCCACCUCUAUGAUCGCGCCGAUUCGCAAAAACAAUGUUUAUAAUGUGGUAAAUUUGUCUGUUAUUUUUUGUAUCCUUGUCUUUCUGUGUGUCCUGUCCAAUGGAUGAGAAACGCUACCUGAAGCGCAAGGAAAAGGCGCGCAGCGAUGGCAAUCGGGAUCAGGUGGCGAUCAGUUGCCACCAGUUGGGUGAUUUCUACAAUCAGCAGGGAAAAUACAACGAGGCGGUUAGGCAAUAUGUCCAGGAGGCCCAGAUUAAUGCCUCCAUGGGCAAGGAACUGGAAACGGCCAAGGCCAAGCGGAUGGUGGGCGAGAUGUACACCCUGCUCUGCGACUACGAUGCCGCCAAGGAUCAUAUCAAUGAUUACCUCAAGAUUGCCAAGCGCCUGAAGAACCAGGUGGAGGAGCAGAGGGCAUAUGCCACUCUCGGACGUGUGCAUCUGCUCCAUGGGCAGGGUCUGGCAGACAGUUCCGCCUCGGGAGCCAUGGAGCAGCUCAAGCUGGCGGAAAAAAAUUUCAUACGCAGCCUUCUGCUGAUUAAAGAACUUUCGGGUCAGAUUUCAAAAAUUGAGCAACUCGAUAUGCAAGCUCGCUGCUACCUGAACAUCGGCGUGGUGAAGGAGCACAUGGAGGCUUUUCAGGAGUCCAUCGAGUACAUCGAUAAAGCCAUAAAAAUCAGCAAAACGCACGAACUGUGGGAUCUCACCCACUUGUGCUACAUUUCGAUGAGCUUGCUAUUUAAUUGCAAAAAGAACGACGCGACUUCGGCGCUCCGCUUCUGCAACAUGGCUUUGGAGGUGGCCAAGAGGUUGCCCAAUAAGGUUAAAAAGAUCUGCGAGACACUGAUCACCAAAGCUGAGAUCCUGAUUAAGGCAUGCGACUUUGCCAGCGCCAAGCAAAUACUCACCAAGGCUUAUAAGAAAAACACGCCGGAUGAGAACGAUCGAGGGAGUAUUGAGAAGCAACUGAGGAUUGUGGUCAAAAUCUGCCAGACGCUGGAUGAACUGGUCCUUACCAGCUCCGUGGACUACGGCAAGUUGAAAAGCUUGUACGAGAAACUGGGCGACGGUUGCUGUCAUCUAAUGAACUAUAAGAAAGCUCUGACGUAUUACCAAAAGAUGUUGGAGAACGCAGAGCUUAAUCAGGAGAGCGGCAAAACCCUGGUGCCCAUCUACGUGAGUCUCUAUCAGACUUAUCGGGAUAGUGGGCAGUUUGACAAAGCCUUAGAGUACCUGUGGAAAGAGUUUGAGCUGAAUCAGGAUGUUCCCUCGGAAGCGUUUACCACUCUCUGUACCAUUGCCGAGAUAUGCGAGCAGCAGUCUCAUCCCUUCUGGACGGUUCAUGAUGUUUACCAAAAGGCCCUCCGGCAAGCCGAAAAGGCUGGGAGCUCCUCUGAUAAGCUGGAGAAGAUAGCUCUGGUGAGAUUAAGACGCUUGAUGCUGAAGCACAAUAUGCAGGUUCUUGUUGAAAAUCUGGAGGCGGAAGCCACAGCCAAGGGCAUUGAUUUGGACCAGGAGGAAAGCCUUGGCGACGAAGAUGAGGAUUCCGGAGCUGGAGAAACUGCUGUGCAGCAGAAUACACCAGACUGGGACGACGAUUUUGACCUGGCCACGCUUACCGACUCGGAUGCCAGUGAUCUGGAUGAGAGCGAUAAGCCGCGUCCACAGAGAACCACACGGGGAAGCAGAUCCCUAGUCAUCAAGAAGAACAACAAGGGCGAAACGCAGCUGCAUCAGGCGUGUAUAUCGGGAAAUCUGGAGCUGGUCAGACGUCUUAUCGACCAGGGCCACACGGUUAAUGUACGGGAUCACGCCGGUUGGCUGCCUCUUCACGAGGCCUCCAACCAUGGCUUUCGGGAUAUUGUGGAGCUGCUGUUGGACAAGGGAGCCGCAUCUGCCAUUAAUGACAAGGGUGGGACCAGUUGUGAUGGAAUUACUCCACUCUUUGACGCCUGCUCUAAUGGAUUCCUGGAUGUGGCUGAACUUCUGCUGGACCGUGGAGCGGAUGCCACAGUGAGAACGGAUUACAAUGAUACCUGCAUUGCCGGACUGGACAAGUGGCGGCAGGGAGCCCAGUUGGUGGAUGGAGAGCAGGCGCAGUACGCCCAAUUGCGAGAGCGACUCCUUCGCACGCUUUCCAAGGUUGGAAUUUGCAGUGACCGAAAUGACCGUCCCCUAACCAAUGCCAACGUAAAAAGAGCAAGCAGAUCAGAGCGGGAAAGCCUAUCGGAGGAAGAAGAUGAAGAGGAGGCCCUACAAGAGAGUAACCGAAGAUCUCUAAGUCACAACCGAUCUGGAAGUGAAUAUGGUGCUAAGAAAUCCGGUAGCUCAACUCAACCAAGUGCCAGCAAAGAAUACAGGAGUGUUAUGGCACAGUUAAAAAGACCCAAUCGCCUUAACGAUGAUUCCCCCAGUACCAGCCAUAUAAGCAAGCAAAAACGCAACGCCCUCCUGAAUGAAGAUGAGGUCGAUGCGGAUGACUGGCUGAUUGAUGAUGUGGGUCCGGAACGCAAACGCAAGCGCAUGAACUCAGGAGACCUUAGUAGACUUCCCUCUAAGGAAAACUUUCAAGACUCUGCCUUGUCCCUGCCUGCAAACUGGGAGGACGAUUUACUCCGGGCUACUCCUGAAUUGGAUUAUUCGCAGCGGCAGAAGCAAAUGCGGAAACUUACCCUCUCCCGCUCAUCUAGCAUGAGUAGCAACCAUAGCAGUUCUGCUGCACCAAGUCGAAAAAAGCAUCAGGCUACUUUGAUGGACAGUGGCUUCAGUAGGUUCCGAAGCGAGAGUCCUCUGGGCAGUGAGUCUUCGCAGGAUGGCGUCGCCUCUGUGAUAAGCCUGCGCACCAUUGAACCCGACUCCACCACAAGCACUAUUCAACUACUCAUCUCCCCGUCUAAAUCAUCGCCCAUAAAGGUACAAACUACUCCUGUUUUGGCCACCACUGUGUCAUUUAAAGUCAAAGUGCAGGACGAGUUAUUAUUAGUUCCAAUUGAACGCAAGAAAUUGCAGGACAUCAACAUACGUUGGCUGGCUGAGGAAGCCGGAAGGCGCUAUAAUAAGUUAACUGGCCUAACACCUCUCCUACGACUCAAGACUGCCGAUGGCUUCGCCUAUGAGGAAACAGAUGCCGUGAGUGUAGCACUUGAGCAAAAUAUGUUAAUGGCCACCAUUUUGGAUUGGAAAAUCUCACCCCUUUCGCAACGAUACGAGGAGAUGUGCCACCAAAUUCAGAAGACUGUGGACAACAAGGUAAAGGUGCUUUUGGAGCGUUCACAGAACACUCAGAUGUUAGAGCUCUCCGGGUUGUGGAUGCGGGCACAGCAAACCGAGCCCAUUUUUAAAGCCCUUCUUCAUCAAGCGCGUCUCACGGUUUUGGAUCUCUCCCGAAAUUUUAUUGCCAACGAGGGAUGUCAACAGUUGGCCAAGUCACUGCCCACAUUGCUACAACUCAAGGCGUUGCGACUGCCAUGCAAUGCGAUUGGUUCCCAGGGUUUGGAGGCCCUGCUCUGUGGUCAGGGCAUGGAUAAACUAGAGCUUUUGGAAGAGCUCAAUCUAAGCCAGAAUCCUUUGGGAAAUGCCAGCCUAAGGAUACUACACAAGUUUUGUGCCAGUCCAGCUGGCCGUGCUCUAACUUCUCUACAUAUUGCUCAAUGUGAGCUGACGGAAUUGCAGGACUUCGAUUUGGGAUUCAAUCAAUUGAUAAGCUUCGACAUCAGCUUUAAUCAACUCACGCAGCAAAGUGUGCGCCGGUUGACAGAUCAGCUGAAUAGUUGCCGCCUGGAGCAAUUGACUCUUAGCUAUGUGCGCUGGCCCUUGGACGAGGCCAGUGGAUUUGCUUUGGGAGAGAGAUUAGUGUCUCUUUUAGAAGGUGGCACUUGCGAACGAUUUAUCCGAGUAGAACUCGCCGGGUGUGGGUUAAAUGAUGCCCAUCUGUACAAGAUUAGCCAACACUUGGCCAAAUCUAAGCAACUGCAAUGGCUAGAUAUCAGUGAUAAUGUGAGGCUAAGUGGAACCGCCCUUGGAUAUAUACUAGAUGAACUACCCCAACUGCGCUCCCUGUUGGCCACCAAUUGUACAAAUCUUCUGGAUGACACUCGACUCCAGAAAAUCGAACAACAAAAGCAGCUGCCCCGGCGCUUAGACUUAACCGUUGAUGAGCAGGUGUUCUCCAUGCCCGGUGCCCUGGAGACACUUCAGUCCAUUUGGCAGCUUCAGUUUGGCGACAAGGCAAAGAUGUUGGCAAGGCAAAGUGGCAGACGAUAUAAAGGGCUCCUCAAACUUUUAGCUGAUGGAAACGAUGCGGAAUAGUGAAGUGUCAUCAUGUAUAAACCAUUUUCAUUUUGUUGUCUGUUCCAGAGUAUUUUUUUAUUAUUUGACAAUUACAUACAUAUAUAGCAAAUCUGA
Drosophila rhopaloa is the source of this 4405-nucleotide messenger RNA. Its product is annotated as tonsoku-like protein. The transcript has 5 exons. The coding region runs from base 104 to 4309 and encodes 1401 amino acids. Gene Ontology annotation, molecular function: protein binding. The record is from RefSeq and is a predicted model, not a curated record. NCBI's taxonomy places the organism in Eukaryota, Metazoa, Arthropoda, Insecta, Diptera, Drosophilidae.